This is a messenger RNA of Drepanopeziza brunnea f. sp. 'multigermtubi' MB_m1, 1038 nucleotides long. RefSeq lists its product as uncharacterized. NCBI's taxonomy places the organism in Eukaryota, Fungi, Ascomycota, Leotiomycetes, Helotiales, Drepanopezizaceae. The record is from RefSeq and is a predicted model, not a curated record.
AUGGCAGGUGUAGUGCAGACGAUCAAAAAUACCGUGGCAGAGAACUUCGGGGGUGCUGCCCAUUCUCUUGCAACUAAAGAGACGCAGUUCUCGCUGGAGGCCGUCCCGGACCAGAGCAACAAGGUUGCUGUUGUUACGGGUGGUUCCAGGGGAAUUGGCUAUGCGUGUGCUCAUACCUUGUUAGAAAGGAACAUCUCGAAGUUGUUCAUCGUCGCCAGCACGAAAGAGUCUCUCGAUGGCGCCUCCUCCUAUAUCAAGGAGACACUAGGAGCUUCCACCGUUUCCAAAGUCAAAUUCCUGCAAGCAGACCUCGCAGACUGGAAGACUCUCCCCUCCAUCGCAAAACAAAUCACCGACUCAACCGACCGCAUCGACAUCCUUAUCAACGAUGCUGCGCGAGGAAUUAUGACCGCCCAGCAAACCUCCUACGGCGUAGAUCGCCAUAUGGCCGUAUGCCACGUCGGUCACGUAAUCCUGACUUCUCAUCUCCUUCCAGUCAUCAAGAAGACCGCUUCUCCCAGCUCCAAAGUCCGCAUUGUGAUGCUCGGCUCCAACGCCCAUCAAGCUACGCCCAGCGAUUGCAAGUUUGCCAGCUUGGAGGAGCUGAACCAGGAUCUCGGUCCCAAUGGGCAGUACGGCCGCGCAAAGCUUGCUCAGAUGCUCUACGCCAAGUUCUUGAACAGGAACCUGAAGAGCGAGGGUGUCUUGGCGAACUGUGUGCACCCGGGUUUCGUCGAAACGAAGCAGAGCACCGAGGAGAUCCAUGAGCCAUAUCCCAUUGCCGGCUAUGCGAUGAGCGUAGGGAUGAAGCCGUUCCAGAAGUCGCAGUGGGAGGGUGCUGUGAGCGCUAUGUACUGCGCGACGAAGACGGAGGAGGGGGGCCAGUAUGUGUGUCCGCCUGCCAUCCCCGAGGCGGGGAGUAAGCUGUACCAGGAUGAGGAUGGGGAGUUGGAAAAGAAUUUGAUGGAUUUGACAAUCAAGCUCGUGAGGGAGAAGAUGGAUCCCGAGAAGCAGGGGUGUCCUAUGAAGUUGUACUAA